Messenger RNA from Melopsittacus undulatus (budgerigar), 2386 nucleotides. RefSeq names its product nudix hydrolase 12 (gene NUDT12). Lineage: Eukaryota; Metazoa; Chordata; Aves; Psittaciformes; Psittaculidae. Gene Ontology annotation, molecular function: protein binding; NADH pyrophosphatase activity; metal ion binding. Bases 63 to 1457 code for a protein of 464 amino acids. The record is from RefSeq and is a predicted model, not a curated record. Gene Ontology annotation, biological process: NAD+ catabolic process; NADP+ catabolic process. Gene Ontology annotation, cellular component: cytosol; peroxisome. The transcript is spliced from 7 exons.
GCCGCUUAGCGCCGCUGCGGCAGACUAGCUUUCGGAGCCUGGCAGCCGUGGAUAUUGAUGCAAUGACAGACUUUGAAAAGAACCUUCAUCGGCACACGAUUUCCCAGUUGCACAAUUCUGCUGCUGUUGGAGAUGCAGUCAAACUGAAAACAUUGCUCAGCAUUUAUCCAUCACUCAUCAAUGCCACUGCAGAUAAUGGCUGGACAGCCCUGAUGUAUGGUGCCAGAAACGGACACCUUGAGGUCAUACAGAUUCUUCUUGCAGAAGGGUGUGACAGGACCAUUGUUAAUAAAUCAAGGCAGACAGCUCUAGACAUUGCUAAAUUUUGGGGGUACAAGCACGUAGCUAAUUUGUUGGCUAAUGUGAAGGGUGGGCAGAAGCCUACUUUUCUGUCAAAUGAAGCAGAGGAAUAUGAAAAUUAUUUUGCCUUGACACUUCUGGACAGAAGGAGUGAUAAAAGAACAGAUACCAAGUGGCUAAGCAAAAAACAAAGCCAUCCAACUACAGUGUACAUUCUCUUCUCAAAUCUAAGUCCUUUGGUGACUUUGGGUGGGGGAGCUGAGAGCUCUCAGCAGUCAAAAGUAAAGCUUUGCAGGCUAUGCCACAAGGAUGUGGAGCAGUACAUGAACCAAACUGAAGAUACAACCUUGAUUUUUCUGGGAGUUGAACUUCAGUUCCCCAUGAGCCUGCUGGCUGCUUGCAAUGGAAGAAUUCUGCAAGAGGAUGAAGAGGAUGGAUUAGUUGCUUGGUUUGCUCUUAGCAUAGAUUCUGCUUCAGCUGAAGAAUUUAAACAGAAGCAUGAGGACACUUAUUUUCUUCACCCACCAAUGCCAGCACUGCUGCAGCUACCUGAAAGAGAAGCUGGAGUAGUAGCCCAGGCUAGGUCUGUUCUAGCAUGGCACAGCCGCUACCGAUUCUGCCCAACAUGUGGGAGUGCAACCAAGACUGAAGAAGCAGGUUACAAGAAAACUUGUUUAAAAGAAGAUUGUCCCAGUCUCCAAGGUGUUCACAACACAUCAUAUCCAAGAGUUGAUCCUGUUGUAAUAAUGCAAGUCAUCCAUCCAGAUGGCAACCACUGCCUUUUAGGCAGGCAGAAGAGGUUUCCCCCAGGAAUGUUUACCUGCCUUGCUGGAUUUGUAGAACCUGGUGAAACAAUAGAAGAUGCUGUCCGAAGAGAAGUAGAAGAGGAGGCUGGAGUCAAAAUUGGCCAUGUUCAGUAUGUCUCUUGUCAGCCGUGGCCAAUGCCCUCGUCCUUAAUGAUUGGCUGCUUAGCUGUUGCAGUGUCUACAGAAAUUAAAGUUGACAAGAAUGAAAUAGAGGAUGCCCGCUGGUUCACUAGAGAACAGGUUGUGGAAGUACUUGUCAAAGGAAACCAGCGGUCAUUCUUUGUACCACCAAGUCAAGCUAUUGCGCACCAGUUGAUAAAACAUUGGAUUGGAAUGAAUGCUAAUCUUUAAUUCUAAUAGGUGAUUUAUUGCUGGUAUGUUCUGAAUGUUCGAUUUGGCCUUUUCUGUCCUCCACUGGAAUGAGUCGCAGCAUUACAAAAAGGCCUGACCUUGCCUUCUGUUUGAACACUAUUUAUGUCCUCUUAUUUGUUUCAUUCUCAUUUUUUCCUAUCCUUUAAAUUCUGCCUGGCACGAAAAUCAACAUUCAGUGCUGAAAGUCAUAUCAACUAUGAUUAUUUUUAAGUUAAUGGCAUACUUAAAUGGUGAAUAUGUAGUACUUUAUAUCUUUUAUGUCAGUAACCCUUUAAGAGUAUUUAUUUACUCCCCCUGUUUGAUUUAGCCUCUGCUUACCCAAUUGUACAUCAGCCUGAAUUUAAAAGUGUAACACAGUAUUCUGUUUAUGAAAAAAUAGUGGAGAGCCAUCUUCAAAAGCCUAAAUAUUAGGUAUUUUUAUAAGAGAAUAAUGUGCUUACUAACCCUAAGCAAUGAAUUAUUUAAUUCUCUAAUAAUUGGAAAUGUAAGAGUAGUAGAGGAGAAAAGUAGAUUAGUUAAACAAUUCAUAAUAUUUCAAAAUACGUAUAGAGUUCUUUCAUGGAAAUGAAGAUACUAAGAUUGUUACUGUUAGGAAUUUUACAGUUGAAAGAAAUAUAUUAACCCCGUCUCUAAGACUGGGAAAGCGACAUAGAAAUUAAAAUAUUUACUUAUUUAUAUUUAAUACUACAGUUCAAAUCUGUGCCUUAAUUUAUUGUGUUAUCGAAUGUUAAUAUUCUUUCAAAAUGGAAGGUUAGAAAAGUAUUAUUAAUUUUGUUAUGUAAUGGUUCACUACUCUGUGAUUAUGCAUUCAUUGCAGUGAUAAAAUGCAAAUGAAUGAAAGGAAAUACAAUGAUAGUCGUAAAUAUUAUGGUAAUUGGUUUAUUCAGAGUAAUUUGAAUGUUUUUAAU